Molecule: messenger RNA, 1191 nt
Organism: Cavenderia fasciculata
Lineage: Eukaryota; Evosea; Eumycetozoa; Acytosteliales; Cavenderiaceae
Exons: 1
Coding region: 1-1191 (396 amino acids)
Molecular function (GO): catalytic activity
Source: RefSeq, a predicted model, not a curated record
AUGACAACAACGGAUCAAACCAAAUCAUUCAUUGAUAAAUUUAUUAUUGAAAGUAAACAAAGUCAAUCAGAUGAUCAAAAGAUAUUAGAGUUUGGUGUAAAGGAUACUAUCGAUGUAAAGGGGUAUCAGAGUAAAGCAUGUUGUCGUGCAUUUGAAAGUGUUGAUGUUGCAAAGGAGCACGCCGAGAUUGUAGAGAGAUUGUUGAAUGCUGGGUGUCGUGUGGUUGGCAAGACUAAUAUGCACGAGAUGGCUUAUGGACUAACAGGUAUCAACGAGUAUACUGGAACACCCGAUAAUCUAAAGUACCCAGGUAUCGUACCCGGUGGAUCAUCGUCAGGCUCUGCAACAGCCGUCGCACACUCAAUGUGUGACUUUGCAUUGGGCACAGAUACCGGUGGAUCGGUUAGAAUCCCCGCUGCAUGUACCGGUGUCUUUGGACUUAAACCAACACAUGGUGCAGUCAGUAGAAUAGGUGUACACCCACCACACUCAUCACUAGACUGUGUUGGAUUCUUUGCAAGGGAUAUUGACACUAUCAUCAAUGUUUUGGAACGACUCAACCCUCAAGAUCUAGAUGCCAAGCAAUUGUUAAUAACGAAACUACCAAAGUUUGGGGUGUUGACAGGACUUGCCAAUGUACAAGAAGAUAUCGAUAACCUUAUCAAGAGUAAGCUCACGUCGUUGGUAGCUGCCAAACAGGCUAAUGGAGAGGGAGGUGAGAUUGUCCCAAUUACUCUGCAAGACAAUACACACGACCAAGUGUUUCAGGCUGGUGUCAAUAUAAUAGCAUUUGAAAAUUACAGUGCCUAUGCUAAUAUACUCGAUCGUGUGUCUCCAGAUGUAGCAUCAAGACUUGGACAUGGAAAGAAUGUGACGUCAAAUAUAUUGGCCGACUCUGAAAAGACAAGAACCCAAUUCACCGAACAAAUCGAUCAACUAUUACAAUCAACACCAAUCAUUGCACUACCAACACUUCCAGUACUCCCACCAACCGUCGAGGAAGUGAGUAAUGGGUCAUUCCAGGUGAUGCAAUUGUCACGUCUUGUACGUCCAUUCAACGUUACUGGACAUCCAGCCAUCUCCAUUCCAUUUGGUGAGAUUUCAAAUAGACCAGUUGCACUUCAAUUAAUCACAUCAAAAGGGAAUGAAUUAUAUCUUUGUAAAGUUGUACAAUUAUUAUUGAAUCCAUAA